AUGGCUACAAAAAGUAUACCAAAAAGUUUUUAUGAACUUGAAGAAAAAAAUAUCCAAAGGAUACCAGUUAAAUUUAGUGAAUUUAAAGGAAAAGUAGUUCUAGUUGUUAAUGUAGCUUCAGGAUGCGAAUUUACUAAGCAAUAUAAAGAUUUGCAAGAACUUUAUGAUAAAUAUGAGUCCGAAGGAUUCGAAAUCCUUGGAUUUCCUUGUAACCAAUUUGCUGAACAAGAACCUGAAGAUAACGAAGCUAUUGAAAAAUUUGUCAGCAAUAGAUUUUCUUUAACUUUUCCAUUGUUCCAAAAGAUCGAAGUUAAUGGGCCCGAUGCUUCAUCUGUUUAUCAAUUCCUUAAAUAUCAUAAUCCUGGUGACAUUAAAUGGAAUUUUGAGAAAUUUGUGAUUGAUCGCAAAGGAAAUGUUAGGGGAAGAUAUUUAUGUCCGGAAGUGCCUGGUGUUGGAAAUGCAAGUACAUUACUUUUUGAUGUUAUCAAAGAGAGUGCUUAA
Diversispora eburnea is the source of this 501-nucleotide messenger RNA. NCBI's taxonomy places the organism in Eukaryota, Fungi, Glomeromycota, Glomeromycetes, Diversisporales, Diversisporaceae. The record is from the annotation of a GenBank genome assembly.